GGAGCAUGGGCCGGACGUGGGGCAAGUGGUCCGAGCACGACGCCGGCGAUGGCUGGAAGUACUACCACGACGCCGAGGCCAACGAGAGCAUGUGGGAGAUGCCCAUCGAGGUCCGCGAAGAGCUCGGCGAGAUGGACGACAUGAUGAAGACCGCGCUGGCCUUCUCGGGCGAGUGGGGCGUCUUUGACGCGGGCUUUGGUACGCUCUACUACUUCCACCUGCCGAGCCGGACGUCCGUGUGGGAGCGCCCGGACGAAUGGGGCAGCGCGCCCGAGAUGUCGUACGCGCAGCUCGCCAUCUUGCGCGAGAACGAAGCGGCGGCCGAACGCGCCGCCGCGGACGCGGUUCGUCGCAAGGAGCGCUUUGCACCGCCCAAAGCGCCCGCCAAGGAUCCGCCGCCGGCGCCUGUCGUGGCCACUGCGCCGCCGCCCCAAGACGAGACGGACGAAGAGAAGAAGCUGCACAUGGAGCGCAUCGAGGCCUUCCGCGCCAUGCUCCGCGAGAAGGGCAUCCUCCCGCACUUCAAGUGGGACGGCGCGCUGCCCCGCAUCGCCAUCGACGACCGGUUCCGCGCGAUCGCCGACAUGGACGAGCGCCGGGCCAUUUUCGAGCACUUUCUAAAGCACCGCAAAGCCGAGAUCGCGACCGAGAUGAAGCGCAACGUCAAGAAGGCGCGCAAGGCGUGGGCCUCCUUUGUCGAAGCGACGCUGCUCGCGAUGCCCUUGUCGCAGAUGUCCAAGAAGAAGGCAAGUUUUGAGCAAUUCCUCGCGACGCUGCAAGACAACGAGUCGUUCGAGGCGAUGACAACCACGGUGCUGAACGUGCUUCCGCUGGCCGUGCAAGAGUCGGUCUACCAAAAGCAGUUGGACGCAUGGUAUCCCAAAGCGAUGCACCGCCGGCUCGAGUACAAGCGGCUGCUCGACCUCUGGAGCGACCACAAGAAGGCGGUGGCCGACGCCGAAGAGUACACGGAUCCGGCGAUCACGAAGCUCCGAACCCAAGUCGAGGUUACAUUGCUCUCGGCGAUCGACGAAGAAGAGAUUUUUGCGACUUGCCAAGAAAACUUUCGAAAGGAAGAAGACGAACGGGCAGCGCGCGAAGCGGCCUUCAAGCAAGACGCCGCCGACCGCCUCGAACGCCAGGCCGCUGCGCGCGAGGAGGCAGCGCGAGAAGCCGCCGCCCGCCGGUCGCCGUCACCCCCGCCGGUCGCCAUCGCCCCGCAACCGCCGGUCGCCAUCGCCACGCGGUCGUCGCUCUUCGGUGUCGCGGGAUCGCCGGUCCGUGUCGCCCGGGGAUCGUCGCUCGUCGUCACGCGACCGUCGGCGCAGCAGUCGACGGCGCAGCCGGUCGCGGUCGGCGGACCGUCGUCGCCGGCGUCGGUCGUACUCGCGUUCAUCGUCCCGGGACCGAAAGAAGCAUGCGCGCCGUUGACCUCAACCCUUUGA
Molecule: messenger RNA, 1445 nt
Organism: Saprolegnia parasitica CBS 223.65
Lineage: Eukaryota; Oomycota; Saprolegniomycetes; Saprolegniales; Saprolegniaceae
Exons: 6
Coding region: 6-1445 (479 amino acids)
Biological process (GO): mRNA cis splicing, via spliceosome
Cellular component (GO): U2-type prespliceosome; U1 snRNP
Molecular function (GO): protein binding; RNA binding
Source: RefSeq, a predicted model, not a curated record